This is a messenger RNA of Alternaria novae-zelandiae, 3783 nucleotides long. RefSeq lists its product as uncharacterized. NCBI's taxonomy places the organism in Eukaryota, Fungi, Ascomycota, Dothideomycetes, Pleosporales, Pleosporaceae. The transcript is spliced from 4 exons. The record is from RefSeq and is a predicted model, not a curated record. The coding region runs from base 1 to 3783 and encodes 1260 amino acids.
AUGCUGCGACGACUGCACCACGACAUGGUUGACGAGAAUGCCGGAAAGCUGCUGCGGAAGGACAGCAAGAGGCAGCGCGUCCUCAAGUUCUUCAGGGCCUUCAAGCAGAAGCAAACACAGCGCCAGGGUGAAGUCGCUGUACCUAAGCUGAUAGCAAACUUCCCGACAAAGGCACCGCCCAAGCAUGAUAACGCUGCCCCGCAAUCAGCCCCUCCACAAACACUCGAUGUGAUACCCCAAGAGGAACCGAGUGCCGCAGUCGAUCAUGAGAGCAUGGCGCCCGUAGAAGAACUAGAGCCAGAUCGCGUACCCACACCACCGCAAGAAACCAAGGAGGACAAGUUGGAGACUCUUGGUGAGGGCCAGCUUCGUACGCUCUUCGCUGGCGCCCCGCAGUUUGGCAUCGCCAGGACAGGCAGUCGCUAUAUACCGACCGUCACUCAUCCCUGGAACGCCGAUGCUGUACUAAAGGAAGCUACCGAUACAGUUCCACUUGCCGAACCCGCCUUCUCAGCCGCGACCCUACACGAACAAUCAUCCAAGACCCGACAGCUACCCGAGACUUCGAAACAGUACAAUGGUUAUCAGGUGGACGUGGUGGAGAUGCCGAGCAUGGUCAGUGCCCAGGGUGUCGAGCCGGGGACUGUUGGCUUCUCGCAUUUCCUCGAGCUACCAAGGUCUGACACGCUGGCCAGCGAGCUGGACCAGUCUCAGUCCAGUCAAGACUCCGCUGAGUCGGCCAGAAAUAAGGACGUCAUGCAGGCAACUCCUGAGCGACUGGGUAUCCGUUCGGUGGACUUGAACUUGAUAUACGACCGCUUGGCUGAGUUCCAGGACAUGUACGAGGCAUUCCAAGACAGCCCCGAGCCCAUGACAAUCCUCAACAACCAAAGCUCUGGAGAUCUGUACGCGAAUCUAUUCACCAAGUUCCUUACCCCUCCGGGCUACGACGACUCUACCGAAGACCCUACAGGCUUGCAGACACAAAUCGUGGCCCUACUCAGGGUAUUGGGACUGAAGGGUGUCUGGUACGACUUCAGCCUUGUCGAAUGGAGGAUAAGGCUUGGCCAAAUACUGUGGAGUGAACCCGAGCCAACUUCCGAGCAUGAUCAUCAAACCCUAUGGACAGAGCGGGAGAUACUAUUACUGCAGAUCACCUUGGCUUGCGAGUUGCUGCUUCGACUGGAUGCCUUCACGAAUGCAGAUGCGACCGACGCUGAGAUCCGACUUCGGAUUGACGCAAAGGAUAUCGAAGGGUUUCUCAAGAUCAAGACGAGGAAGGUUGACUGGGAUUUGGUGCUCGCGCGGAGAUUUCUCGACAAUGUCGUCAUCAUGAGAGGCAAUGAUGCGCCAGUCUCACCCAAACCCAAACUACGUGGACUACUGUCACUGCUAAGCCAAGGCGCUCACGCCCAAAUACCGCAGUCCGACCUCAUCAUACUUCCACAGCAUCAAUCCAGACAGCUCUCUGGGCUUCUUCACUUUGCGAAGACACUGCAAUGGCCUAGCCUUGACGUGGUCUCGGUGGAUUUAGCUCGGAAGCUUGGAGAGCAACACAAGACCGAGGAACCCACACCAGCGUCACCCAGCGGAAGGUUGCUCGACAUGGCCACCCCUUCCGGCAUCAGUGUAUACGGCACGCCACUGCAAACACCCCUCGCUUCCGGUCAACAACUGGACAGCUACUUCGGCCAUAUCGGAAAGCCUGCUUUGAAUCGCAACAAUUCUCGUGCCCUGCGCAUGCCACUUUCCCCCGUAUCGACCAUCUCGGAAAACGAUGCCACGUCCAGCUACAAUAUCGGAGGGUGGCUGAGUCGGUCUUAUCUGACCGGUCUUGUGCUCCCCGGAGAAGCCAUGUCACACUUCCUCGUGUCGACCUUGCUUGAGAACGACAGCAACGCUAUUGCCAACCUGGGAGAAUCAGCAAACUUGUACGGCGGAUUCACCUUUGGCGACAGAACCUUUUGGAGCAAGUCUUCCGUUGUUGGGCGCAUUCUGGCGUGUAUCAAAGGCUCUGCAGAGUGUAUGGGCUGGAUCUCAUGUCCAAAGCUACCCGACAGCCCUGCCGACCGUUGGUACUCGAUUCACAGCGAACUGCUUCCGCACGAGAACCGGUUGCGACCAAGAGACGGUUCUGACACAGUCGCCGAAGAGUCAGCUAUCGCGCCAGUCGAUUCUCUAGCUUCGUUGAGGUCCGAGGACUUUGUUCUUCCUCAGGAUCCUGAUUCGUACCUGGCUCCCUCCUUGGUCUUCUCGCAGUGGGAACUGGUCCCAAUUAACACCGACCUUAUCGACGGUGACAGCUUGACAGGACCGCCAACCGAAAGUGACAUCCAUGCCCCGUCGAUGACGUUUGUCACCAGAGGAGAUGCAGUGAGCCACACCAUCACGUUGACAUACGAUGUUCAAUUUGUCACUUCUUUCCCCUGCACCACAGCUGCGUCUGCGCCUCCCUCGUUCACGCAUCGCCCGAAGGUUCUGAGGCGCUCUGGCACCGGAACAAUUUCGAGAUCCUCUUCAAAACAUAGCGUAACUCUUUCACGCCGCAACAGCCACGGCUUCGAGCCGCUCCUAUCGCAUCCACCGGAUGCAUCAGACAUCGCGCCAAAGCGGAUGUACGAAGCAUCCACCGGACCAGAAGUCGAGUCGCUUGCGACUAGCAGCAAGCCCAUGAACGCGCAUCCUCUACACCAGUCGUACUCCUACAAGAUUGUGCCAGUCACCGAUGUUCUGGAUCCUGACUUCUUACUGCCGUUCGAGCUUCACACGUCCAAGUCUACGGAACGCCUACUUGAUCUGUCGCGGAGCAACGACAGCGACACAGCGGAGACAAUCAAAAAUAAUAAGAAGGCUGUGUUGGUACUAGAUGCCAGGGCUUCGUCUGAUCUUCAGCUGCUCGCACGAGCCUGGUGUGCGGAAAAGGGCCUUCAUGCGAUCGCCGCGGACUCCCUGAGACCGAGAAACAGUAUCACGACUGAUGAGGGUUCUUUCAAAGGUCGCUCGAGUUCGAGGACCGAAUCCAGAGACGACAGCGUCGUCAGUCUACUCAAAAACUGGGCACCAUACACCUCCAAAUCAGGCCAGACAGACGAUACACAACAGCCAGCAACUCCUCCAGUCAGCCUUGACUCUCCCAACACAGUCCGCAAUUCUCGACAGGAACCCUUCAUCCCACCUCCACGAUCCCGCAUACACGUUCCAAGCAGAUUCCGAAGGUACACCAACCGCAUCCGAAGGGAACCCGUGGCACCUAGUCCGUCCGUGGUGACCGCUGAUGCUGUCAAGAGAGUACCUCGUAUGGUCAUGGUCAAACAAGCCUUCUGUCUCAAUUUCAUGCUCGAGGCACGGGCACGCGAUCCACCAAGACAUGGAGGAUCUCUCAGACACCCGUCUCCUGUGAUCGAGCCGCGUGAUCCUGACGGCGUGGUUCUACAACACUGCGCUGAUCUACACCAUGCUCUUUUGCCGCUUGAAGGGUGGGAGAGAGAUGAAGUGGUCGAGGAGAUCGGAGCGGCUGAAGAGGGAGAUGUUGAACGAGACCUAGAGAUGGAAUUACUCAGCAUCUUCAGCCCCGACGCGCUGUUCGAAAUCAGCGAUGCCGAUGAAGUUGCUCUCCUUCAGCCCGAACAGUCCGGUGUCGAUGACAGCAAUGAGGAUGGGGAGGUUACGCGUGGCGGGGAGGAGAAAUCUCUCCGCGAUCUCAUGCGGGAAUUUUCUUGCUACACGUUCGUGCGUAAUCUGGGUGCUGGGCUGAAGAACAAGGUACGCAAGUGGAAGAGAUAA